Bombina bombina (fire-bellied toad) is the source of this 1362-nucleotide messenger RNA. RefSeq names its product metastasis associated 1 family member 2 (gene MTA2). The record is from RefSeq and is a predicted model, not a curated record. Lineage: Eukaryota; Metazoa; Chordata; Amphibia; Anura; Bombinatoridae. Gene Ontology annotation, biological process: negative regulation of transcription by RNA polymerase II. Gene Ontology annotation, molecular function: sequence-specific DNA binding; transcription coactivator activity; transcription corepressor activity. Gene Ontology annotation, cellular component: nucleoplasm; NuRD complex.
AUGAAUAGUAAUAUAGCCGUACGAAAUUACAGAAAACCUACGGAUAAAAAUGGUUUCCUAAGUGCCAGCAGUGGACAUUUGCCCAGGUGGAAACAAAAUAUUCCACUUGGACAAUAUCAACGAAUAAGAAGAAACUGCACUUACUUGGAAAAUUUUGAGAAAGAGUCUGAAGAUCUGGACUCUAGGUUUAAAGAUAAGGAUUAUGUGUAUUUUGAGAAUUCGUCAAGCAAUCCGUACCUUAUCCGCAGAAUAGAGGAGCUUAACAAGACCGCAAACGGUAACGUAGAAGCAAAAGUUGUAUGUUUGUUUCGCCGCCGAGACAUCUCCAGCAGCCUGAACAGUCUUGCCGACAGUAAUGCACGGGAGUUUGAGGAGGAAUCUAAGCAGCCGACUAUGGGCGAAUCUCCGCGGCACCAACUUAAGCACCGAGAGCUUUUUCUUUCACGCCAGUUUGAGUCCUUACCCGCAACGCACAUCCGGGGGAAGUGCAGUGUAACUCUGCUUAACGAGACUGACCUUCUGGGCCAAUACUUAGAGAAGGAGUUCCACGCCAUGGACACCCUGCAAAGAAACGGCUAUGAUCUAGCUCGUGCAAUGUCCACUCUGGUGCCACAAGGAGGUCCAGUCCUGUGCCGGGAUGAGAUGGAAGAGUGGUCGGCAUCAGAGGCGAUGCUUUUUGAGGAGGCGCUGGAGAAAUAUGGGAAGGAUUUCAAUGAUAUCCGACAAGACUUUCUCCCUUGGAAAUCUCUCGCUAGUAUUGUACAGUUUUACUACAUGUGGAAAACCACUGAUAGGUAUAUCCAGCAGAAACGUCUUAAGGCAGCAGAAGCAGACAGCAAGCUGAAACAAGUCUACAUCCCCACCUACACCAAACCCAACCCCAACCAGAUCAUUGCAAUGGGACCCAAAUCUGGUAUGAAUGGAGCUGGGUUCCAGAAAGGUCUGACCUGUGAGAGCUGCCACACCACAGUCUCUGCUCAGUGGUAUGCUUGGGGGCCACCUAAUAUGCAGUGUCGCUUGUGCGCCUCUUGUUGGAUCUAUUGGAAAAAAUAUGGUGGACUAAAAACUCCAACACAAUUAGAGGGUGCAGCACGUAACGUAGGGGAGCCACAUUCCCGUGGACACCAGUCCCGCCCAGAUCCUCAUAAUUUGUCUUCAUACACCACUAGUGCCAACCGAGCUAAACUGCUGGCUAAGAACAGGCAGACCUUCCUCCUACAGACGACCAAACUGACCCGUAUCGCACGGCGUAUGUGCAGAGAUAUUUUACAGCCUCGAAGAGCUGCCCGUCGACCUUAUGCCCCAAUUAACUCUAAUUCAAUUAAAGCAGAGUGUGAGUUUUUAUAAAUUUUGAGCUCUACU